CAUUUACAUUUUGUUUUCAGAUUUUCUUCUUUUUCUCCUCAGUGCUCUAGUCUCCAAUCAUUCUUCUUGGACUUCUAAUUUUUCCCUGGGCGUCAAUUCCGGGGUUACACAGAAAAUGAUAAUUUUUUGACGGACACCAAUAUAUGCAGACAGUAAAAAGCUUUGCACCCUGUCCUCAUGAAGGACAGGCUUUAAGAACUCAAAUGCCUCCAGAAACCUUCAAACAACUGGCAAAGGAAGUUGAUAUAUAAGCCCUGUGAUCAUACAGUCAGAAGGAAAAGGCUCUCGGAUUCAUGAAAUGGCAAAUUCCUUUAAGCUGAUUUUAUAGAAUAGCUACGUGUUAGGAAACGUCAGAAGACCUUGGCCAAGACCCAGAACGUGGGAAGUACCGGUUUCCACACCAUUUGACGAGAACUACAAACACGGCUUCAGUCCCUAAAUCCCGACUGCAAACCAGUGUGCCGGAACCAAAGGGCCGACACUCGAAUUUCCACCCGGGCGCGCAUCGACUGCUUUUGUCUGGCGGAGGCCUAUCGGGGGAGGACCGAGCUCCGGAAGGCCAAAGAAAGCAGGCGAGUCCAGGACUUCCUCCUGGAGAGGGAGCUUGGAUUCGGGAGGCCGCGCUGGGCCUGUUGGACUAGGCGUCCACGCGUGGGAGAGUUCAGUCAUGUCUGUACAUGCGGUGGUGCGCGCCCUGCGCAAGAACAAGACGCUUCGCUACGGAGUCCCUAUGCUGUUGCUGAUUGUUGGAGGUUCUUUUGGUCUUCGUGAAUUUUCACAAAUCCGCUAUGAUGCUGUGAAAAUUAAGAUUGAUCCCGAAUUAGAAAAAAAACUGAAAAUGAGUAAAGUAUCAUUGGAAUCAGAGUAUGAGAAAAUAAAGGACUCCGCUUUUGAUGACUGGAAGAAUAUUCGAGGACCCAGACCUUGGGAAGAUCCUGACCUCCUCCAAGGACGAAAUCCAGAAAUUCUUAAGACUAAGACAACUUGACUCAGUUGAUUCUUUUCUUUCCUUUUUUUUUUAAACAAAAAUGUUAUCAACUGGAAUUCCCACUACAUAUCCAGUGGGAAGAAAAUUUCAGACCUGCAAAAGCUUGGAUGUGAGUAACGUGAUGACAGAUAAUCUUGGUAAAAAGUCACAGUAACAUCAGGCAGUGAUUUUCUGUCACACCUAUGUAGGAAAAUAAUAUCGAUCACAGGCUGAUGAGAGUUUUGGUUUUACUUAUAACACCUCACAUGAUAUACUAAUCAGUCUCCAAAGUGUCACCUGAUGAUUGUAUUGAUACAAUUAAAACAUGUUAAGAAAAUUAUA
Messenger RNA from Zalophus californianus (California sea lion), 1309 nucleotides. RefSeq names its product cytochrome c oxidase assembly protein COX16 homolog, mitochondrial. Gene Ontology annotation, biological process: mitochondrial respiratory chain complex IV assembly. The transcript is spliced from 5 exons. NCBI's taxonomy places the organism in Eukaryota, Metazoa, Chordata, Mammalia, Carnivora, Otariidae. Gene Ontology annotation, cellular component: mitochondrial inner membrane. The record is from RefSeq and is a predicted model, not a curated record. The coding region runs from base 668 to 988 and encodes 106 amino acids.